UAUGUUUGCUUUGGAGACGGACAAAACAGUGGAUGCGCAGGUCUGUUGUGUGCUGUCGUUGUCGGGUUCUUCUGGCAUACUCACCUGCUCACGCCACACAGCAAUAGCCAAGUAUUCAAUUGUACAUGACUAGCUAGUACAGGACUCAGUAGUCAUAGUGUUUUGGGUGCCACUAUUAGACUAACUUGAUCUAGUAGUAGUGGCACAGACUCAGGACUAUUAGUAUUAUCAUAGCACUGGCUUAGCAAGGAGGCUAGGCUGGGUAGGUGAGUAAGAGCAGGAACCAGGAAAAUAGUGGCAAGAAUGCUUCCACUGAGUUCUGUAGAAAGAUAAAGCUAUCAGGUAUAACUGAGAAAAUAGUACAGUAGUGUGUCGUGUGUAGCAACUGCAGACAGUGGAGCACUGAGUUCAGGGUGUGCAUGUGAUCAAGCUGCAGUGUCUGGCACCUCUCUGUCCCUUCGUUAGAGUUUGUGAUGGUGAUACAACGACUCUGUUACUCUCCUGACCCAAUGCUGACUAUAAGUAUGGCUGUGUACAGUGUAGUCUCUCAAGCCUUGCCCUGGCCUGGGUCACAGUACUACUGGUCUGAUGCAUGAGCUGGUUAGCUCCAUGUGCCCAUUUCUGUGGGUUAGCUGCUGCUGCUGUAGUACUACUACUACUACUACUACUACUACUACUACUAGUGCUAGUAGUAGUAGACUCUACACGCUAUAGAAUGCAGAGUGCAGAUUCUGAAACAGUCUGUGCGUUGUCUCAGCAUAAUCCUCCGGCUACAAUGACUAAUGCUGGUAGCAAUCCUCAGGUGACGACCUCCAGCCAUGGUCACACCACCCCAAGCAGUUCCACAGCAGUAUCAAGCACAGCAGAUAGCAGUAGCUUGCACACACUAGCUGGUCCCGCACUGAGUGGCAGUGUAGUGCGGGAUAGUGCCGAGAGAUUGUCACCGGUACUGCAUCAUCAACAACAACAUCAGCACAAUGCAAGUAGAGGUGGUGGUGGUCAUUAUCACCAGCAUCAACAUCGUCUUGCUGGCACUAUCUCCUUCAUACCGCAGAAUCGUGGACAACAUAUCUCAGAGCCACUGGACACGGCGACGUUUGCCAACUAUGAGUCCGGCUUUGUGAUUGGUAGCAAUGGAUCAUCAGGUAGUAGUAGUAGUAGUAAUCUCCAUGUUACACUGCAGCCACCAGAUCAGCAGUGUGUCCACAGUGGUUCCAGUGUUGUACUACAAGCUGAAGUUCAGGACAGACUGAAACGUACAGUGUACUACCAAUGGUAUCGAGGCAGACAGCCGCUGGCCAAUCAAGCAAACAACAUCAUGAUUCUACAUGAUGUGCAGCCUGGUCAAGCGGGAAAGUACCGUUGCAAAGCGUACACCAAACAACAACUACUGAGAACUCACUGUAGUACUCCCACAGCUGCUGCUGACGACAACCGAGCCGAAGCAAUUCUGACGUCACCGACUGAAGUCAGGGUCAUACAGCCAGCCAGAAUGGAAGCUCCACGAAUUCGAGUUCAGCCACAGUCCGUGAUCGCGAGACGUGGUGACGGUGUUCAGCUUAGCUGCAUCGCUGAAGGACACCCCACGCCAUCCUAUCUGUGGUACAUGAGCGGUGCACCACUGCCAAAGCACACAGAGUCAGCACUCUGCAUUGACGCUUGCACAGAGGAACAUGCUGGCAUCUACACUUGCGAAAUACGCAAUUCUAGCGGGCACAGGAUCAGCCGCAAAGCAGAGGUACGCGUUUACUACCCGCCCAUCACCGGCGGAGGAAAUACCCAAGCAUACUGCUCCAACCCCGUGAUCAUGUCUCAUCCGUCUUCAGUUGAGCUACGUACAAGCCAGCAGCCCAUAGAGCUGGAGUGUUUGGCAACUGGUGCACAGCCACUGUAUUACCAGUGGUAUCGCAAUGAUAGACCGUUACCAUCGGCAACAUCAUCACUGUUGACACUGCGCUCAGAAUGUGACGGUGAAGACGCAGCAGCAGCAGCGGCGUUGGCAACAGAAGACCACCGUCUAGCUGGAGUCUACAUGUGUUCUGUCAGCAAUCAUUUUGGUUCUCAGUCAUCCCAUCCGGCUACCGUUCACCCUGGGGAUCCAGUCAGUGGAAACAGCAGCUCUCCCUCACCUGGAAAUAGUCCAAAUCGGAUCAGAGUCGAAUCUGAUGAGGAAAACUCGAGCAGAUACGAAGCAGUAAAUCCCAGCAGCGGCCGUCAUGCCACAAGACCACUCACCCUUCCUAUGCUCAGUGACAGCAAUUCUGAUGAAAGGUUGUCUGCAGAGACGCAAAGACAAACGGUUGCUGACCAUGUCCCAACCACCAUCCCCAUGCCAUUGAUCCUACAGCACCCACCAUUAAAACUUUGCCUGACAGCUGGUAGUAGAUUACAGCUACACUGUAAAGCAGCUGAAUCAACAGGUCAUGGAGAAACAGCAGCAGCAGCAGCACCAGCAGCAGCAGCAGUGUACCAGUGGUAUCGUGUGACUCCAUCAGAGUUGGAAACGCAUACCCUGGACAACUGCACUGCGGAACACUUGGAAAUGACAGUGAGCAGUCACGCAGGUCAUAGUGGAAUGUAUUAUUGCCGGGUCACUGUGGGACAACAGAAAGCAUACAGUCAGCCAUGCUCUGUACUUGUCACCGACGACUAAGCGAGAUCUAAAUUCCCUGUCAACAAAUAUUUCCGUGAAACUGGAGCCGAGAAUGUCAGACUAAACUCACGCGCAGGUCAUAUAGCUCGCCAUAUCCGUCCUCAUGAUGAUAGAGCUUAUUUGCAGAUAAUCUUAGCUGUCUCAGUGCUGUCGUACCCCCCCCCCCCCCCUAAUUGUACACAUAAUCUGCUGGUCCUUGUGAACCUUGGCAUAUGAAAAGCGCAAGCCGGUGUUUGUAUUCCAAACAGCUACAUCACGUGCUCAUCUUGAUGCUUGCCAGUAGUAGACUGCGAUUUCUCUUGAUGCUGAAUAAUUCUAUUUAUUUUCCUUUUCUUGAAACUGGUGCACAGUUCUGAGCGGAUUGAACAUUCUAAUUCACCAAGCUGAUUUUCACCUCCACAGCCAAAUUACAUGUACCUUGAUUUUUCUUUUUUCUUUCUUUCGAAUUCAGCGCUGAAUCUGGUCACGGUACGUUGA
This is a messenger RNA of Sycon ciliatum, 3130 nucleotides long. Its product is annotated as hemicentin-1-like. Lineage: Eukaryota; Metazoa; Porifera; Calcarea; Leucosolenida; Sycettidae. The transcript is spliced from 5 exons. The coding region runs from base 593 to 2653 and encodes 686 amino acids. The record is from RefSeq and is a predicted model, not a curated record. Gene Ontology annotation, cellular component: plasma membrane. Gene Ontology annotation, biological process: cell-cell adhesion.